Messenger RNA from Sphaeroforma arctica JP610, 1899 nucleotides. RefSeq lists its product as hypothetical. Gene Ontology annotation, molecular function: SNARE binding; clathrin heavy chain binding; 1-phosphatidylinositol binding. The record is from RefSeq and is a predicted model, not a curated record. Gene Ontology annotation, biological process: vesicle budding from membrane; clathrin coat assembly; clathrin-dependent endocytosis. Gene Ontology annotation, cellular component: clathrin-coated pit; clathrin-coated vesicle. Bases 1 to 1899 code for a protein of 632 amino acids. The transcript is spliced from 11 exons. NCBI's taxonomy places the organism in Eukaryota, Ichthyosporea, Ichthyophonida.
AUGCCUCCCGUCAAAGAUGAGAUGAAAGCUGAGAAGCGUGAGCUCAAGCAGAUUGGAGCCACAGCUGCUGCGAAAAUGGUGGGACAGCACACACGCGCGGCCGUCAUCAAAGCCACAAACACAGAUUUGUUGCCACCCAAGCGGAAGCAUAUCAAUUAUCUGUUGGACUACAUGUAUCAGGGAGGAUCCAUCGACAAGGUCGUCAGUACGCUAUUCGAACGCACUCGCGAGAAGAAUUGGAUUGUUGCCAUGAAAUCUUUGGCUGUAUUUCACACUCUCAUGAAAGAAUGUCGACGAGGAUUUAUGCGUUGUAUGGCUUCUCGUCCUACCAACUUCCGGCAUAUGUAUAACUUUCUUGACAAACUGAACAAUGAAGGUUUCGAGAUGUCUUGGUUCAUCCGUAAGUACGCAAUGUACCUGGAGGAGAAGGUUGCGACCUGUCGAGAGUAUGGUGUAGACUAUGUUCAUCAUAACUCAGCGGCGUCUUAUGCGCCUCUCGACAACAAUCAACUUUGCAAAGCUGUGGCCGCUAUACAAGUGCAGCUGCAGGUCUUGCUAGACGUCCAGAUUCCGUUCGAGGAGGUCACAAAUGCGGUACAGAAGAACGCUUACAUGAUAAUUAUGAGGGAGUGUGUGCGGCUCUAUGUGUCGUUGAAUACGGGGGUCAUCACAAUCCUUGAGAGGUUUUUCAAGAUGUCUAAGAGUCAGGCCGAAAACGCUCUACGGAUCUACGAGAACUUUCUUUUGAAUAUAAGCGCGGUUUCUUCAUUCUUGUUGAUUGGCUCCCGAAUCGACGUCAGCAUGUCAGCGGAAAUCCCAGCUUUGAAAUCGCCACCGGUGACUCUGAUUGAUUCGCUACGGAAGUAUGUGGGAGAGGAAGCCCCCGCUGUGGCAGAAUAUACACCAAGGAGCGAGAGCCUGUUCAAAACAAACAGCAAUAUAGCGCGCCAGGCACCUGGAUUCCAACCAAUAUACCAUGGGCAAACAUCGUCAUCCAUUAAACCUGCGGUUCGGUCGGCUGCAUCCGAUAGUGCAAAGACGCAACCGAGUAGGAAAGCGGAUUACGCUCUAGCAAAUGUAAGUACUGUGGCGAAGCCAGCGGUGGCUGAGGUCAAUCUGCUUGACUUUGAUGACGGGCCUAGUACAGGCACUAGUUCCAAUCCCUAUGCCACUACUGAUGCGUUUUCCGUCAGUGUCAGCACCAACAAUCCUGGAGGCUUGCCCUCCGACCUGUUCGGACCGAUCAGUUCUGGAAAUCAGGAACUACAUUCGGCACCUGCGCAGGGUGACGGACAUCAACAACAAAUGUUCAAUGGUCAAGCUCAAGGGUACUACAAUGCUGGAAUGAACACGGAUGCCAAUUAUAAUACAAAUACAAUGCAGCAAGGAAUGGGUGGAGGAGGAUACAACAGUAUGCGACAACAACAACCGUCGUACGGCAUGCAACAAGGGGGUACGCAGAAUGGCAUCAACUCAAAUCGGUCAUCCUUUGACCAAUUUACGAGUCGAUCGUCCUACGACCAAAACCAAAAUCAAUCUUCCUACGAUCAAAAUCAAAAUGGCGAAUCCAACGAUCAAAAUAAUCCGUUUGCUAUGACAGUAGCCGUUCAGCAAAACGAUCCUAUGCAACAAGCCAUGGGAAUGUAUGACCAGAAGCAGCAGUACAUGGGCAUGGGUGGGGGUGGAGUACAGCAGCCAAUGGGAGCGUACCAACAUCAACCCUUGGGUAUGAAUCCGCGACCAAAUGGGAUGCAGCAAAUACAGAAUGGCAUGCAACAGAUGCAAAUGGGUCAAAACUAUCAACAGCAAGACCAACAACCUAUGCAGAAUAACAACAACAACUACCAGAACGAUCCCUUCAGCGGCGCGGUGGCACGAUCGAACAAUCCGUUCGAUUGA